GCGGAGCGGGGCUGUUGAUACCACAGCUGUGAUCACACGCCACAGAGGCGCGCCAAGAGACGGACUGCACAGGCUCCACCACCAGCCACUCUCACGACACACCAAGCCACCACUUGCUGUAGUGCAAUUCUCAGGAUCAGGUUUAGGCAGGCUGUGGACCAGUCUUUGGGGAUACAGUAACUGCUGUGUGAUUGGCGGUUUGUCUGAUACAACAGAGAGAAACAAGAUAAGGAGAAGAACAUACUAGAGGAACCUUGGAUAAUCUGGAGAACGUCCUGCUUUACACAGAGACUAUGAUAACGCUAACAGAACGCUAAAGGAAACCGAAUGGAAUGCUGAGUGAGGUCAUGUAGCUGCCCUCUGACACCCCUGCAUGUGACUACGCCUUCUGCGUCACCCCGGCUUUUCUAAUUGGCUGGUUUGGAGAGCGACGGACCAAUGGAGAAGAGUGCUGAGGAGCUGAACCUCUCGUUCCUGCUGGAGCAUGAGCGAGAGAUGAUCCUCGGAGUCCUGCAGAAGGAUGAGAAACUGAGGAAACUAGAGGAGAAGAGGAUACGGAAGCUGAAGAAUGAGCUGGUGGAGAUCAGGCGUAAGGGUUCGCGGCGCCCCCAAGAGGUUGGGGAGCGUCAAUGCGCCCGUUGCCUGAAGGGCCUGGGCCUGAUUUUCGACCGCGGGGAGCUCUGUGAGCAGUGUCUACAGCGUGUCUGCAGCGACUGUCGCGUGAUGGCCCCUAAAGCAAAGCAUUGGAAGUGCUCCAUCUGUGCCAAAGUCUUGGAGCUGAAGGUGGUGACCGGGGAGUGGUUCCUAGAGGAGCGGUCCAAGCGGUUUGACAAGGGGACAGUGCUCAGCAGUGAUGUGGUCAAACAGUCUAUCAUGAGCAGCCCCGCAGGAAGCCCCCAUAGGAAGUCCCCAGUGCCAGCUGACUCACCUGAGAGGCCUGACACCCCAAAAUCAGGAAGAAGUGCCGUGAGGAACCUGGUGGAUGGUGCCAAGAGGAAAGGGAAAGGGAUAUUGAUGGAUAAGAAGGGCAGCCGUCCCAGCCUGAAGCCAGAGAACGGGGUGCAGGGUAGGAGUGUGUGUGCUCCUGUCCCCGACACAGACACACACAGCGUACGCAGUGCCCGGUCUGCACCACGCUCCACAACCCGCUCUGCGCCUCACUCACAUAGGGGUAGUGUUGUGGCUCUGGAGUCUUCAGGGAUACGUACUGUACCUAACAACCUGCGCUCCCAAACCCUGGAGAGGGACAGGUCCCCUACACCCAGCAGCAAGAGCAGGAGGGUCAGGCCGGACGGAGCGGAGAGCGUGGCUAGUUUCCGCUCCAGCGACAGCGUGUUUGACAAGAUGUCCGACACCGUCACCGGGCAUAGCUGGACAGGGUCUGAUACCGCCCCACCCACCAUUGCUGUCUCCAGGGCCUCUGUGUCAUCAGAUCGUAGUCGUUCUGAGGUGGACCUGUCUGUUCCUGGUUCUGCCAGUGAUGAGGCCCUCAGUCUGAGGAGCCGCUCCGUUCCUGGGCUCAAUGACACGGAGUUUGAUGAUAAUGAUAAAGACGAGGACAUCGAUGCUCUGAUGUCGGCACACAGCAAGACCGCCAGCCGACGCAUGAGCUGCGCUGUGUCUACGUCUUCUACUCCCGGCUCAGAGAGAAAAUGGGGCUACCUCAGUGUUCCUGGCGACUCAGACGCAGAAACUAGCAGUCUGAACAGUAUGAUGAGUAUGUACAGUGAGACUGGUGACUAUGGCAACGCCAACGUGAGUGGCGAGCUGCUGUUGAACAUCAGCUACAGCUAUAAGACAGGCGCUCUUAACGUCCUGGUGAAGGAGUGUCGCAACCUGGCCACCGGGGAUGAGAAGAGGCAACGCACAGAUGCCUAUGUGAAGGCCUACCUCCUCCCAGACAAGUCUCGCCAGAGCAAGAGGAAGACCAGCAUCAAGACCAACACAAUCAACCCUGUAUUCAACGAGAACCUUAGGUAUGUGAUCAGCCACUCCCAGUUGGAAACACGAACGCUGCAGCUGUCUGUGUGGCACCAUGACCGCUUCGGACACAACAGCUUCCUGGGGGAGGUGGAGCUGACCUUUGACUCCUGGGAGUUUGACAGCAACACGGAGGAGUGGUACUCUCUGCAGCCCAAGCUGGACAGUAGUAUGGACUCCACGCUCCAGUAUAAAGGGGAGCUGACCGUGGUUCUGAAGUACAUCCCUGCAGAGAAGAACCUCAUGCUACCCCUGGACCAGGUCCAAGUGAAGAAAGGCUUUCUGAAAGGAAAGAAGACCAGCAUCAAGCUGCCUAAAGGAGGUAUGGUGGAACUUCUGGUCAAGGAGGCCAAGAACCUGACCUCUGUCAAGUCUGGAGGCACUUCAGACCCCUUUGUGAAAGGGUACCUGCUCCCUGACAACAGUAAGUCCACCAAGCACAAGACGGUGGUGGUGCGUCGCUCGGUCAACCCCCAGUGGAACCACACCUUCACCUACUGUGGCCUGCAGGCCGGAGACCUGAACAACGUGUGUCUGGAGCUCACCGUCUGGGACAAGGAGGCUCUGGCCAGCAAUGUAUUCCUGGGGGGAGUCCGACUCAACGGAGGGACAGGCCAGAGCUAUGGGAACGAGGUGGACUGGAUGGACUCGUACGGAGAGGAACAGCGGCUAUGGCAACGCAUGAUUGACAACCCGGAGGUCCCCCAGGAGUGUACACUGAUGCUGAGAUCCAGCAUGUGCAAGCACAACACAUGAGAUGGAGGGAGGGAGGGAAAGAAGGACAAAAGAAAAAGGGACAGAGAGAGGUGGCAGAAAAGGGAGAAACAGUGGAUGGAAAGGGGGGGAGAGAAAAAAAGAGAAGAAAAGAAAGAGAAGGACAUUGGUUGACAGUGCUCCAUGUCCAAGCUCUAUCCCGCAAUACAGAGCUGAUGACAUCACUCCACUUCCUGACCCUUGAACCCUAACCUCUGAGCUACCCUGAUCCUGCACUGGGGUUCAUAGUCCUCUACCUGGUACAGAGGUCAACCAGUCAUGCCUUACACACACAUGGCCAUACCCAGCCAAGACCAAGCACUGCUGCUACUAUUACUACUACUACUACUACUACUACUACUACUACUACUACUACUACUACUACUACUACUGUACAUUAUGACAUGUCCAGGUAACUGCUAAAAUAAUAGAAACACUUGAGUAAAUGAGAGAUACAAAGUAUAUAUCCCUCCAAUAGAGUUCCAGACACUCCUAGAAGGUGGUGGCCCAACGCCCUAUUAAGACACUUUAUGUUGGUGUUUCCUUUAUUUUGGCAGUUACAUGCAUGUAACAUAAUGAACAAGCACAUUGUCCUUUGUAUGAUCUGAUCUGACUAUGCACAACACUCUCCUCUCCCUGUGUUGAGACUACUUUAGGUAGAAGUUGUUCUUAACCCCAGAUCUAGGAUCAGAUUGCUCUGACCUGCUCUUAACCAUAACCAUUUAGGGGGAAGAUAAUGUAUCUGAACCCGCAUCAGUGGCUCAGGGUAGCUUUUACCUAGGCUUUGACUCAAUCAGAACCCGCGUUGGCAGACAUCCGCUUAGCGGAUGUUUUGUUUCGUGUCCACAAUAAGCUAACGCAUGGAGCCACCUGUGGAUUUUCAGCUCUAACACAGUUACACUUCAGACACCGCCAAAACAAACGAUAUGGGGAUCUAAUAGAAUCUAGUCCCUUCUCUCAUAAGGUAACUUCUCCAAAGGCACUUAGGGGUUGAUGCAUGCUGAGUAGAUUUAAACAUUCCCAUAGUAUACUG
Oncorhynchus mykiss (rainbow trout) is the source of this 3766-nucleotide messenger RNA. It is a transcript of the gene sytl5, whose product is annotated as synaptotagmin-like 5. Gene Ontology annotation, cellular component: exocytic vesicle; plasma membrane. Gene Ontology annotation, molecular function: phospholipid binding; neurexin family protein binding; small GTPase binding. The record is from RefSeq and is a predicted model, not a curated record. NCBI's taxonomy places the organism in Eukaryota, Metazoa, Chordata, Actinopteri, Salmoniformes, Salmonidae. Gene Ontology annotation, biological process: exocytosis; intracellular protein transport.